AGGACAAUGGCUUCUGGAACUCGCCCAGUUAGAUAUUCACAACCCUCUAGCAACCCUGCAGGGCUCGCACGAGAGUACAAAUUAGUGAUGCUGGGUGCUGGGGGUGUGGGGAAGAGUGCCAUGACCAUGCAGUUCGUCAGCCGCCAAUUCCCAGAAGAUCAUGACCCCACCAUUGAGGAUGGUUAUAAAAUACGGGUCCGUGUGGAUGACGAACCUGCCAAUCUGGACAUUGUGGAUACGACUGGACAGGCAGAGUUUACAGCCCUGCGGAAUCGCUAUCUGAGUGCGGGAGAAGGAUUUAUCAUCUGUUAUUCUAUCACAGAUCGCCAAAGUUUCGAUGCAGUUCGGGAGUUUAAACAGCUUAUCGAGGAAGUUGGACAUACUAACGAUACACCUGUGGUUCUUGUCGGAAACAAGUCUGACCUAAAACAGCUAAGACAGGUCACCAAGGAAGAAGGAUUGGCUCUGGCCCAGGAAUUCAGCUGUCCAUUUUUUGAGACCUCUGCUGCUUACCGCUGCUAUAUUGAUAAUGCUUUCCAUACACUUGUACAGGAGAUACGAAGGAAAGAAAAGGAGGCAGUGCAGACCAUAAAGAAAAAAUCUAAACCCAAAAGUGGCAUAUGGAAGAGGCUAAAAUCCCCAUUCCAGAAGAAGAAAGAUUCAUUAGUUUGA
Messenger RNA from Sciurus carolinensis (gray squirrel), 672 nucleotides. RefSeq names its product GTP-binding protein Rit1-like. Bases 7 to 672 code for a protein of 221 amino acids. Lineage: Eukaryota; Metazoa; Chordata; Mammalia; Rodentia; Sciuridae. Gene Ontology annotation, biological process: Ras protein signal transduction. Gene Ontology annotation, cellular component: plasma membrane. The transcript has a single exon. The record is from RefSeq and is a predicted model, not a curated record. Gene Ontology annotation, molecular function: GDP binding; GTP binding; calmodulin binding.